UUAAAUUGUCUAUGAUAGUCUACACUGUAGUUUUAAUUUGAUAUUGAGAAAUUCUCUGCUUUCAAAACGGAUAAGAAAAUGGCACGAAACGUACGCUUUUCAUUCAGACGAUUCCUUUUUCACAAUAAAACUAUAAUUCUUUUAACAGUUCUAAUUGUCGCAAUCUUAUUGUUUCUACGAUCACAAACAAAAAGUAGUCAAACUUAUUACAGAAAUCGUGUCAAAACCUAUAAUCAGCUACAGUCACCAUAUUCCAAAGCUGAAUUAGACGACUACUACAAACUCUUGUUGGGUUUACCUUCUUCGAACUCGACAACAAAUACCAACGUACAGUGCGAAAAUGUCUGGACGAUCGCAGCGAUUCCGGGCUUUGACAUUGAGGACUAUGUGUGGGAAUACGUUUCGCUAACAGCAAUUAACGAAAUAUACGGUGAAAAUGAUGGACGGAAAUUGAAUACGUAUUUAUCGCAACGGAGUAUCGAGGAUUUGGAACGAAUAUUCGAGAGGAUCCGUUUUAACGAUAUAGGUACGGUGCCGAGCCAAUGUUACAGAUUGCAUGAAGCAAUAUUAGUGGAAAAUGGAAACAGUGUCUAUUUCAACAAAGACUCACAAACCAAGUCUAUGUUUUUGUUGGCUGAUGGAGAGCGUCGUUAUAAGGAAAUAGCCCAAGUUUAUGGCAGGAAAUUCCAGCAAAAUUUUAGACUUAACGAUCUCUACAAAAACGUGGCAUCACUGGAAAUUGCCAGUUCGAAGGCAGAUCUGGAAAAAUCGACCGGUACACCAAGUGCCGAUGAUGCACCAAUCAUCGGAAUGUACAUUCGAACGCUUGAGCUUCCGUCAUCGUACUAUGAACGUGCAAUGGAUUUCUUGAGAAAAAUUCACUAUGGAUCGAUAUUCUUAAUCAUUUGUCCGCCGCAUUUGAUGGAAGAGUGCCGAGAUAGAUUUUAUGGACAAGACACAGUGGUAAAAGUACAGCAACAGUUGUUGGAAUUGGAGCUAGCUGUAAUGGCAAUGUGUGAUCAUAUGGUUAUUGAAAAUGAAUUCGGAAUUUUGGCUACGUUACUAAACGAAAAUAUCGGCGACGUGAUUGUGUACGUUCAAAUGGAUGAAGAAAUUGAGUGGUUUUCCAGGUAUAUGACUGAAAACUUCGACAAUUGGUAUUCUGUUGCCUAAUGUCGCUAGAUUAGAUGAAAAGUAAAUCGGACGAAGAUUUGUUAUUUCAGUAAAAUGAAGAUUUGAUUUAGAAGAUU
Molecule: messenger RNA, 1250 nt
Organism: Bradysia coprophila
Lineage: Eukaryota; Metazoa; Arthropoda; Insecta; Diptera; Sciaridae
Source: RefSeq, a predicted model, not a curated record